AGUUCACUAUUUUUUUAAAAUAGUUAAGCCAGUUGCCAAAAUGCGAUGUUAUUUCAAAACAAUGUAAACAGUUUGAAUUCUUUAUGGCUUGAAUUCACAAGUCUCUUCCCAAAUACCACUUUUUAAUUGUUUUUAACUGAUUGAAAAUACCACCCAGCCCUAAACCGAGCAAUAUAGAGGUAUUUACUAACUUUAAACUUAGGAGUUGGGGGCUUUUAAAGUCAGAGGGAAGUCUGCAACCCCACAACUGCUUUGUGCAUCUCUUGGACUGUUGAGGAGAUCGAUGAUUGUCAGCCAAAAGAACUUAACUGCUGUGCAGGAGCAGCUGGUCAGGAGGGGUGCUGGGAUGGAGAAUGUACAGUCACAAGGUUUGUACCACCAGGUAGAGCCUGCUAAAUAGUCAAGACAAAAAGGUUGUCUGGUCCCUGCUGCCCUCGGGAAAGGCAGGAGAUCACCAAGCCAGAGGUUCCUGGUGGUAGUCUUCACUGGGGAGGUUUUUUUGUGUGUGAUCGGUCACCCAGAGGCAGAUCCCACUGGCCUCAGUGGUACCCAAGUGCCUGUGGGUAUCAGAGGACUUUGUAUUGCUGCACCUUCACCUGCGUGUCUGCAGAGCUCCAAGCUGGUGUGAGUUCUGCAUUUGAAAUAUUCUAACACCAAGGCUUUUCUAUCUAAGGGGGAUUUCAUCUCUAAACCCUUUUGGUGUCUUCCCCAGGGUGCUUGUCUUGUGAGAGUAGCUCACCCACAGGAUGGGGUUUGAGGGAAGAGAGAGAGGCCAGGGUCAGGCUGAGAAGAGGAUGUUGGCACGUUCACGAGAAGCAGGGAGGAAGAUUUGGGCUUCCUGGGGUUCCAGGCAGCUCCCUCAGGCCCUGCCUUCAGAAGCAGCCGCUAUAUCUCGCUGCCCUUCAUGCUGCCCUUCAGUGGGACAGCUUCCCAAAUAAGGGCUUGCUGACUUUCCGACCAAAAUAGCGGCUGCGUGACAAAAUGCAGCGCGGUGGAACGUAACCUUAAUCCAGGCGUCAUUGUGUAGCAAGAGUCAGGAAUUUUGUGAGCUUCCACAGCAGCUCGGUGUCAGGUUUGUUGCUGUCUGCUCCCUGCACACACGGUGGACCUGCAGGACGCUGCCUGGACAGCGGUUGAUCACCUUUUUGAGUUUUCUAACCCCGUGAGAGCUCUGUUCACAACUUCCCUCCUUGUGGUAGAGGUUGCCCCAGCCCCAAAGGAGAAGCUGUGGAGGGGAAUCUGUGCUGACGUGGCCUCCUGAUAUAUUUCAAGUAGUGCUCGCGGACCUCUGUCACAUUUCUUAAGGGCUUCUGGCACCAAAGCUUCACUCGACAUGCAGGGAAAACUGAAUUUGUUUGGAGUUCCAUCGAUAUGUGGAGUCCUCAGGUGGUUUUCAUUCAUCAUGAGCACAUCUCCAGGUGCUGGCAGCUGAUGCCUGGGACUCGAGCCCCACAUUUACCAGCGUGACCCCACCUUCAAACCAGCAGCAAAAUCCAUAUGGGAGUCCAUCAGGUCUUCUGCGUGGCCCAUUUCCCUGGUCAAGGGCUCCAUGUUUGAGGUAUACAUUAUUCAAGUCAGUGUUGGCAAUCAUCAGUGGACCGUCAAGCAUCGUUACAGUGAUUUCCAUGACCUGCAUGAAAAGCUUGUUUCGGAAAAGAAAAUAGAUAAAAAUCUGUUACCUCCCAAGAAGAUUAUUGGAAAAAAUUCCAAAAGCCUGGUGGAGAAAAGACAGAAGGAAUUAGAGGUCUACCUGCAAACACUGCUCGCCAAGUUCCCUGUUACUGCUCCAAAAGUUUUGUCACACUUCCUACACUUUCAUUUAUAUGAGAUCAAUGGGAUUACUGCUGCAUUGGCUGAAGAGCUCUUCCACAAAGGAGAGCAGCUAUUAAUGGCUGGAGAAGUCUUCACCAUCAGACCCUUGCAGUUAUAUGCUGUCACUCAACAGUUGCUACAGGGGAAGCCUACAUGUGCUAAUGGAGAUGCCAAAACAGAUCUAGGUCAUAUUCUAGACUUCACUUGCAGGCUUAAGUAUUUAAAGGUCACUGGAACAGGCGGACCUUUUGGAACCAGUAACAUUCAGGAGCAUCUCUUGCCUUUUGAUCUGUCAAUUUUCAAAUCGCUUCAUCAAAUAGAGAUCAGCCAUUGUGGAGGAAAGCUUAUCAAAGGGCUGACUUCAUCAAAACAUGCUCUGGCCACAAUGAGCAUUCGAUUUUCGGCAACAUCAAUGAAGGAAAUCCUAGUGCCUGAGGCCUCCGAGUUUGAUCAGUGGGAGCCAGAGGGUGCAACUUCAAGUUGUCCGGUGACAGCAGUUAUCCCAACUUGGAGAACUUUAACAACUUUGGAUAUGAGUCACAAUAGCAUCUCUCAAAUUGAUGAUUCAGUGAAAUUAAUUCCGAAGAUUGAAUUCCUGGAUUUGAGUCACAAUGGAGUGUCUCUGGUAGAAAAUUUACAGCAUCUCUACAACCUUGUUCACUUGGACUUAUCCUACAACAAACUUACAUCACUAGAAGGUGUUCACACAAAACUGGGAAACAUCAAAACUCUGAAUUUAGCAGGAAAUCAGCUGGAAAGGCUGUGUGGUCUUAACAAACUGUACUCAUUAGUCAACUUGGAUCUGAGCAACAACAAAAUAGAGCAGAUUGAUGAAGUAAAAAAUAUAGGAAACCUCCCAUGCUUAGAAAAGGUGAUCUUAUCCAGCAAUCCGUUGAGCAUCAUCCCUGAUUAUCGGACCAAAGUACUUGCUCAGUUUGGGGACAGGGCCUCCGAGGUCUGUUUGGAUAACACUGUUACCACAGAAAAGGAACUAGACACUGUGGAAGUGCUAAAAGCUAUUCAAAAAGCAAAGGAGGUGAAAUACAAGCUGAGCAACUCUGAGAAAAAGAUCAGUGAGGACUCCAGGCUCACUGCUGCCAGCUCCAAAUCAAACUGUUCUUCUCUUACUGUUCGUCCUUCCUCUCCCUCUCUGCCUCGUCCUGUCAGCUCCAGCCAAGAAAUAAUUUGUGAAGAAACAGUCCUAGCCAGCACUUUUUUGCAAUCCAGUGAUUCGACUCCUACAGACCAUACAGUUCCCCAGAGAUGCUUUGAAAUACCGGACUCCAGAUGUAAAAAUCAGGCACCUGCCUCUCUAUUGGAUUCAUGCAAAAAGUAUGGAAGUGGUCAUCAAAUGUGUUUGAAUCAUUCAGAGGAAGAACACUGUGCGGUGCCUGACCCCUGUAACACCAUCAUCUUGCCUUUUAAUUGUAUGUCAUACACUGCCACAAACCAAGAUUUUAUCCAGCACCUUUCUGCCUUGAUAAUGCAGAGUGUUCAGAGACAUCCCCCCUCCUUUACAGAGAAUAAAGGAAGCCCUCUGGGUGAUUCUGGAACCGCAGACAAAGAAGAUGGAUAUUUUGAAAUGGGACUUCAUGAAGGAGAUCAGACUUUUGAGUUCAGCACUACUUCAGAUACUCGGUCAUCUGACAGCAUAGCAGUCAAGAGUGUUGACAUAGUCAAAAUUCUCUGGAGUUUUUCUAUUCACAUUCAUAAUGGACUCAGGCAGUUUGCUUCCUGUUUGGUUUUGACUGAUGAUAUGCUAGCUGUGUUUGAGAUUCCUCAUCAGGAAUUAGGAGGAAAUUGCCAGCACAUCUCUUCUGCCUUGAAAUUAACACUAUGUUGUCCGUAUACUGAUCUAACAGAAUUUGGCUUUCUCCUGCCAGAAAUCUGUUUAACACUGAAGCUGAAAAACAGUGACAGCUGCUUGUUUAUUGUUUCAGACUCCCAGAAUCUUCAAGACUUUUAUUCCUGUUUGCACGCGUGUUGCUCACAACACUACGCAUCAGUGUUACCAAGCUCCACAUUGCACGGUGGAAAAGCAAACCUCCAAGAGUUUCUCUGUCAGCUUAUGGAAGUGAAUUGCAUUUCAGCAGAAGAUGUUGAAAUAAAAGGCUGUUUCCCAACUUACCUUGUUUGUGGGAAUAAAACCAAUGUUCAGAAAAUCUUGCAUCCACCAGAGUCAGCUGGCAAUAACAAAGAAUGGUCUAAAAAUGUUUUAUGUUCUGCACUUUAUUCUUCAGUGUAUAAACCUUCUGACCAGGGUCCCUGUGUCGUCCAUCCAUGUUGGAUAUUUCUGACACCCCAGCAUUUGUACAUAGUAAAGGUGGAUUUCAGUUUACUGCCAGGCAAAUGGGUAGGCUCAGAAGACUUGGAAAGUGUAUUUAAGCUGACUAGGAUUCCAUUAGCAUCACUUGUGUUGCAUCCAACUCAUGGUUCCAUCCAGCAGAAGGGUUCAUUUUUGGAUGGGCACGUGCUGGAGUUGCUCGUUGGAUACAGAAUUGUUACAGCAGUGUUUGUUCUACCUCAUGAGAAAUUCCACUUCCUGAGAAUCUACAGUCUUUUAAGGACACUCCUGCAGGACGUUAAGACUAUUAUUAUUUUCAAAGCUUCAAACAAAUCAGAUGCUGUAAGAAAUCACGUUGUGGAGGCAAACAGACAUGGUCAGUCAGCAAGCUUUUGCAAGCCUCAUCUGACGCUGUCAUCUUUAUAUCCAUCUGAAUUUCUUAUGCAGAAGAUAACAGAAGAUAACCAGAUUCCGGUUCACCUUCAUGUUUCUGUGUCUCUGCAGUAUGUGGCUGAGCUGAAAGGAAAUGCCCUAGUUGAGUUUUUCCAUGGCAACAUUGCAGAGGUGGAAAAUGAAGAGUUGAGACAUCUCAUGUGGUCUUCAGUUCUGUUUUACAAGACUCCUAAUGUGGAAGUGAUGGCUUGUGUGCUUCUCUCAACAAAAGCUAUUUACUUUCUGUUGGAUGAUUCUUUCAUUCAUGCUGAUGAGCACCAGUCAGAUUUUUGGAACAAAGAAAACUCAGAUUGUGAAAAUAGUUCUUUCCACCUCUCUUGCUGCUUUGUGCUAAAACUUAACGACUUGCAGUCAGUAAAUGUUGGCCUGUUUGACCAAUACUUCCGAAUUACUGGACACUCUGCAGAUCAUAUAGUCACCUGCCUGACAAGAGACAGUUACAACACUCACACCUUCAUACAGCAGCUUAUGGCAGUUUUGUCACUGCUUGCACGCACACCUUCACCUGAACCAGUAGAUAAAGACUUCUACUCUGAAUUUGGGAGUAAAAACACAGGAAAAAUGGAAAAUUAUGAACUGAUUCACUCCAGCAGAGUAAAAUUUAUUUAUCCAAAUGAAGAAGAAAUUGGGGACCUUGCUUUUCUAGUGGCAGAGAAGAUGGAUGGUUUGACUAAUCUUCAGUCCCUCAACAUCCUUCUGUAUGUGUUGGCAUUUCAAGUAAAUCAUGUUGAAGGAUCUGCCCAAGACACUAGUUCGCUUCAACCUAAAACACUUAUAUUAACGAGCUCUGAUUUGUUUCUCUUUGAUGAGGAUUAUAUCAGUUACCCACUACCUGAAUUUGCGAAGGAACCACCAAAGAGAGAUAAGUAUCAGCUUGUAGAUGGAAGACGAAUUCGGGAUUUAGAUAGAGUACUGAUGGGUUAUCAGACAUAUCCACAGGCCCUUACAUUUGUGUUUGAUGACGUUCAGAAUCAGGAUCUGAUGCAGAAUUUAACACUGGAUCACUUUGGAGAAACUGAUAGUGCUCCAAAGGGAAGUGCUAAACAAGAAGGCAGCAGGAACAGAGAGAUCCAGUGGUACAUCUAUCCCAAGUGCAGAAAGCAGGGAGAAAUUAAUUUCAUUGCUUGCGAGACAGUGGGAGAUCUUGUGUGGUAGGGAGCUGCCUUUGGAACUCACUGGGUAAUUAUUGCACAGCUAAGUGAUUUCAGUGUCUCUUAUAAGGUAAAGCACAGUGUUUAAAUAAAUUGCACCUGUCAAGUUCUGUUUUUUUAAUAAGGAGCUGGCCUGGACUUCCUUGUUUCCCUAGCGCACUGAACAUUUAAUAGUACAUAGAAAUACUCUGAAGUGUUAACUGGGGACUGAACUUCUUGUAAAGUCUAUUUUUUAUGCAAUAGUAUAUAGUGAAAAAAGUCAUGAGACAUCCUGGGAAACUGUAUGGAAAAAUUAAGGAGUCAACACUAGAUAUGCUGUCGUCUAGGGCUGUUAAGGUUUCUGCUAUUUUUCUGUAUAUAUCAGUCUUGCUGUUCUAUAUAAAUUCUAAUGUGUAAAUAAGGGUAAAUGCUUGUGUAUGUUCAAGUGCAAUGUUCUUUGUAUGAGAAGUAUUUUGGGUAUGCUGCUAAUGCUUAUUAUUUAAUGAUCUUACAGUUUUACAUAUGUUUUCCUUUGAAGCCAAAUGUAAUUAUUUGCUGCCAAUCAUGAAUUUACCAGUAAAAUUUGAGCCACAAGCAGGUGACAUUUUCAUAUUAAAUUAGUUUCAAAGGCAUUCUUUCUCCUUGUCCUAGGAUAAAGAAGAAUUGCCUGUUAAAGGUUCACUCAGUAUCAUCUUGAAAGUGGAAAUACCUGACGUGGUAUAUGAGCAUUUUGCCAGCAAAUAAUGAGUUUGUAUCUCUGAACACAAAGUCUUUCUUUUGCCUAUUUUGUCAAUACAAAUAAAGUGUAAUUUGACAGUUU
Molecule: messenger RNA, 6499 nt
Organism: Calidris pugnax (ruff)
Lineage: Eukaryota; Metazoa; Chordata; Aves; Charadriiformes; Scolopacidae
Gene: NISCH
Product: nischarin
Cellular component (GO): cytoplasm
Molecular function (GO): protein kinase binding; phosphatidylinositol binding; integrin binding
Source: RefSeq, a predicted model, not a curated record